Rasamsonia emersonii CBS 393.64 is the source of this 7938-nucleotide messenger RNA. Its product is annotated as Lovastatin nonaketide synthase. NCBI's taxonomy places the organism in Eukaryota, Fungi, Ascomycota, Eurotiomycetes, Eurotiales, Trichocomaceae. Gene Ontology annotation, molecular function: fatty acid synthase activity; oxidoreductase activity; phosphopantetheine binding. The record is from RefSeq and is a predicted model, not a curated record. The coding region runs from base 1 to 7938 and encodes 2645 amino acids. Gene Ontology annotation, biological process: secondary metabolite biosynthetic process; fatty acid biosynthetic process. The transcript is spliced from 7 exons.
AUGGGCUCUAUCUCCCUUGAUAACGGGCCUACAGGCAGUGGCCCAACUGACAAGUUCGAGCCACUCGCCAUUAUUGGCCUUGACACUCGUUUCCCGCAAGAAGCGACGACCACGGAGAAACUAUGGGAGUUUCUGCUGCGCGCGCGGUCUGCGAUGACCCCCUUUCCACCCGAACGGCUCAAUGCAGAGGCAUUCUAUCAUCCUGAUCCGGAACAUGGCGGCACUUUCGCUGUUAAGGGCGGCCAUUUCUUGACGGAGGAUCCGACCUGUUUUGACGCCGCCUUUUUCAAUGUCAUCAAGACGGAGCUUCUCACCCUGGAUCCGCAGCAGCGUCUGGUCAUGGAGAGCGUCUAUCACGCUUUGGAGAAUGCGGGCAUUCCCAUGCACAAAGCGAUGGGAUCGAAAACCGCCGUUUUCGCCAGUGGCUUCAAUCACGAUCACCUGUCUCUUCUGAAUUCCGAUCCCGAGAGCACCAUCAAAUAUAAACCGACGAGUGUCACGAACUCCAUCAUCUCCAACCGAGUCAGCUGGUUCUUCGACUUUAAGGCUCCCAGCGUGACCAUUGAUACUGCUUGCUCGAGCAGCAUGGUUUCUCUGCAUCUCGCUGCCCAGAGUCUGCAUUCGGGCGAAAGUGACAUGGUAAUCGUCAGUGGAGUCAACAUCGUCGAGUUCCCAAUAGACAUAGUUGGCAUGAGCCAUCAUGGCUUCCUGGGAGCAGACGGGCGAUGCUUCACUUUUGACCACAGAGCAAAUGGAUAUGCUCGAGGCGAGGGAGUAGGCACUUUGGUUGUCAAGCCACUCUCCGCCGCAGUUAGAGAUGGCGACACUAUCCGUGCGGUUAUCCGUGGCACAGGCGUGAACCAGGAUGGAAGGACGCCUGGAAUCAGCCUUCCAAGCGCCGCAGCGCAGGAGAGAUUGAUUCGCGACGUUUACGAGCGUGCUGGUCUGGAUUUGAACGACACCAUGUUUGUCGAAGCCCACGGAACGGGUACCGCCGCCGGGGAUCCGAUCGAGGCUGGAGCCAUCGCGAGCUCAUUCCGAUCGCGAAGGAAAGACAUCCCGCUCUACGUCGGUGCCAUUAAGUCCGGAAUUGGACAUCUGGAGGGAGGCUCUGGGAUCGCCGGCAUCAUCAAGUCUGUCUUGAUCCUAGAAAAUGGAAUCAUCCCUCCCAAUGUCAACUUCGAGAAGGUCAAUCCCAAGAUUCCCACGAAGAAGUGGAAUAUCGAGUUUCCACUCGAGAAUAUACCCUGGCCGACCCCAGGGCUGCGGAGAAUCUCGGUGAAUUCGUUCGGUGUUGGCGGAACGAACGCUCAUUGUAUUUUGGAUGAUGCAUAUCACUUCCUCAAGGAACGCAAUCUGUCAGCGCCUCACAAUACGAGACCUGAUGUUCCGACACGUGAGGAGAUAGCUCGCCUCGUUGCAUUGCUUGAUAAAGCGAACGGGUCAGCAAAUGGAGAAAAUCCUGUUAACGGGAACACUCCAGAAGCAAAUGGUGUUCACAGCGAGAGUCUCGCCAACGGAGUGACUUCAAACGGCGUCAAUGGGACACGCGAUGAUCCCGAGCUUGCUGUGCUAAAGCUAUUCGUGUUGUCGGCAUUUGACGAGGAUGGCAUCAAACGGAAUGCGUCUGCAAUCUCCGGCUAUCUGCAAGAGAGAACAUCCUCAUCGACAACACUCCUGGACGACCUUUCGUUCACACUGUCGAACAAGCGGUCCAGCUUCCCUUGGAAGAGUUUCGUUUUGGCGUCCUCUGUCAAAGAACUUGCAGCCAGCCUCGCCGAGGAAAAGUUCUUCAAACCGACGCGGGCUCGAAACCCGCCAGCCAUUGGAUUCGUUUUCACGGGACAAGGGGCCCAGCACUACGCGAUGGGCAGGGCGCUCCUGGUGUAUCCUGUCUUUCGAAAGUCUCUGGAAGAUGCUUCGGAUUAUAUGAAAUCUCUGGGAAGUCCAUGGACCUUGAUGGACGAAUUGCUAAAAGAUCAAGAGUUUUCCAACAUCAAUGCUCCUGAGAUUGCUCACCCAAGUUGCGCUGCGAUCCAGAUUGCCUUGGUUGACCUGUUGGCUAGCUGGGGUAUAUAUCCCGGCCGAGUCACUGGGCACUCUUCUGGGGAAAUCCCAGCUGCGUACUGCGCUGGUAGAAUCUCACGAGAAGGCGCUUGGAAGGCUGCCUAUUACCGUGGAUACGUCUCGUCCAAGCAACUUGCGGCGAAAGGCGCCAUGAUCGCGGUCGGCAUGAACGAAGCGCAGUUACGAUCAUACCUGGAGAAGGUCCACAGCACCUACCCUGGAGAACUUAUUAUUGCCUGCUACAACAGCCCGAAGAAUAAUACCGUUUCUGGAGACGAAGUCAUGGUGGACGCGCUGAAGGAAUUGCUGGAUGCCGAUGGGGUCUUUGCUCGGAAGCUGAACGUCAAGAAUGCCUACCACUCUGCUCAUAUGAAGGAGAUCGCGGACGAAUACCUGCGUCUUAUGGGGGACCUUUCAUCUGGACAAUAUUUCAACUCGCCUCAUGAAAUCCACAUGUUCUCAACCGUCACUGGACGACAGAUAGACGGCAAGACUCUCGACGCCCAGUACUGGGUGGAUAACAUGGUGUCGCCGGUGCGUUUUACCGACGGCUUCACGGCGAUGUGUUUCCAGAAAAACACGACCGGUCAAGCACACCUGCGGAUGAAUGCUACCGCCGAAAACAUUUUCGCAGACCAUGUGGUCGAAAUCGGGCCUCAUUCAGCCCUUCAGAGCGCCAUCAAGGAAACCAUCGCUGCCAAGGGCAGCCAGUCGUCCAUCGUGUACUUGCCCGUUCUGAAUCGGAACGACAACAGCACUCGGGUGCUCUUGACGACGGUUGGAACUCUGAGCUCGAAGGGCAGUCCUGUUGACAUCCUCACUGUGAACUCGGCCCCCCAAACCUCUGAGCGGAAGCCCAAGAUGUUGGUGGAUCUUCCACCUUAUAGCUUCAACCAUUCCUCCAAGACCAUGUACGAAAGCAGACUGAGCAAGAACUACCGCUUCAGGAAAUUCCCCAGACACGAUCUCUUUGGAGCGCCUGUGGCGGACUGGAAUGCGGAAACGCCUCGAUGGAGGCAUUUCAUCAGGCUGCAUGAGAAUCCCUGGUUGAAAGAUCACAUGGUGACCAACAACUAUAUCUACCCCGGAGUGGGCUAUCUCAUCAUGGCCAUCGAAGCUUCAAGACAGAUGGCAGAUCCCGGUGCAGAGAUUACCGCAUUCAGGCUGAAAAACGUCGCUAUCAAGCGAGCGCUCAUUAUUCCCGACACGAAGGAAGGAAUCGAAACGUGCAUAUCGCUGACAAGGAUGGACGAAUCCAGUCUGUGGGGCUCUUCGGUAUGGAAGCGGUUCCAGAUCACUUCCUACAAUCCUAUCGGCGAUGACUGGAUCGAGCACUGCACGGGCUACAUUGCCGUGGACUACAAAACAACCCCCGGGCCGGUUGAUGCCGGCCGCGAGGAACGAGCAGAGCGUGAGGCGUGGAAGCAGGCGUUGCGGGAGGUUUCCGAGACGUGUCAAGUGCCAGUAGACUUCAAAAAGUCUUAUGAGAAUCUCCAGACUGCGGGAUUGGUGUUUGGCCCGCUCUUCAGGAACCUGUCCAACGUCAAGGCCAGUGGGAAGAACCUGGGAUCUGUCACCGGAACUGUGACUGUUCCGGAUAUUGCCAGCUCGAUGCCCAAGAACUAUGUCCAUCCGCAUCUCAUCCACCCAGCUACUAUGGACAGCAUGCUCCAUCUGUUCCUCGCAGCGGUGCUUGACUUUACCGGGAAGCCAACGUUGGAGAAAGCGGCCGUCCCGACGUUUAUCAAGGAAGUGUGGGUUUCCGCAGAGCUCAAUUCGCAGCCAGGACACGUCUUCCGCGGCCACGGAAAGGCAUCGUUGAUCGCUUACGACAAGUUCGAGUGCGACGUGAAGGUCUGGGACGGACAGGUGGACGAGGGCCGCAUCCAGAUCAAGGGCAUUCGAGUGACUCCGCUCGAGUCUGGGAGCGCAGGAAACAGUCAAGUUCGGAAACUGUGCCACCAGCUUGAAUGGAAACCGGCGAUCGAUCUGCUCGAUUCUUCCUCUGCGCGGAGUCUCACCUCCCUCGAACAACCAGACGCUGAAAAGGAUCGCUACUGGGUGAAGCGCUACCAACUCGCCACCAUGCUUCUUGUGACCGACGCGCUGGCGGCACUAGAAGGAUUCAACGUCGACUCACUUGAAGGGCAUUUCCGUAACUAUUAUGAGUGGAUGAAGUACAAUGAGGAGAAUCUGAAGAGAGACGCCAUCACUCAGUUGACACUUGCAGAAUUCGAGGCAGCCGCUGCCAACAAGGACCUCAAAGAGGCGCUGUACUGCGAGGUAGAGGGCCAUAGUGCUGAUGGUGCGCUGGCAGUCCGAAUGGGGACAAACAUCGUCCCCGUGCUGAAAAAGGAGAUUGAUCCCUUGCAUCUCAUGUUCGGGCAGGAUGAUCUCAUGGACCGCGUUUACGAUGAAGUCGUCAAUCUAGGUGAUCUGCCCGUUCACCUGAAAAAUUAUCUAUCUGUUUUGGGCGAUAAUCGCAAUGACCUCAAUAUCCUUGAGAUUGGCGCUGGGACUGGCAGCUCCACUGCUGCGAUCCUCGAUGUUCUAUCUCCGCAAUCAGCAAAGACGGAGCAGGCAACCGGUGCAUCGAAGAUUGCAUCGUAUAUGUUUACUGACAUCUCCGCUGGCUUUUUCGAAAAAGCCAAGGAGAGAUUCAAAGCCUGGAGCAAUAUCAUGACAUUCAAGACACUGAAUGCCGAAAAGGAUCCCACGAGCCAAGGGUUUGGCUCUGGUACUUACGACUUAAUUGUCGCAGGCAAUGUUAUCCACGCCACUGCCGAUCUGCGCAAGACGUUGAAAAACUUGAGGCUCCUGCUCAAGCCCGGAGGUAAGAUCCUCAUGCAUGAGGGUUCGCGACAGGACUUCCUCUGGUCACAGAUCGCCUUCGGCCAACUCCCGGGAUGGUGGCUUGGUGUCGAACCCAGUCGCAAGUGGUGUCCCUUCGUCUCGCCUGCUGAAUGGGAUGUCAUUCUCCGUGAUUCCGGUUUCUCGGGUGUGGAUAUUGAAUUCCCCAGCUCUCAGAAUCCUGACUUCACGAGUCAGAGCAUUCUUAUUUCCUCUGCCGUUGAGCGAGACUCUGAGAAGGAAAACCUGCCUAAACAAGUUGUUCUCAUCAGUCACGACACGCCUCAUGAAAAAGACUCAGCUUCUGCACUGGCAAAAACACUUCGAAGCCAAUUCCAUAUUGACAACGUGACCAUUAUCCAGCCUGCUGACCUGAGGAAUAUCGACACAAGCAGCGCCAUCUGCAUAUCUCUCCUAGAACUCGAACGCCCUUUCCUUCAUGGAAUGAGCGAAUCAGACUACCUCAGCAUCAGGAAGUUGCUCUCCACAUGCAAAGGAUUAUUGUGGAUUACUGGGGACCCACUCAUCACGCCUGAGUUGGAUAUGAUUUCAGGUCUCCUCCGGACUGUGCGGUGGGAGCGCGACCUGGAAGCUGCGAACUUGGUGAACCUUGCCGUUCGACAACAGCAGCAGAUCUCGGCCGAAGCGCUUGUCGAGGUGAUAGCCAAGAUAUUCAAGCACCAGUUCGUGGACGCCAUCGAGGGCAACGCCAAUGCCGAGUAUCUUUUCCAGGACGGCAUGCUAUACACCAGCCGUCUUGUCGGCUCCGACGCUGGAAACGACUUCUUAGCUUCGAAAUUCGCAAAACCAACGCCCCAGAUGAUUCCAUUUGGUAAGAGUGGUCGCCCCAUCAAGCUCAGCACUUCGGCUCCAGGGUUGUUGAGCAAGUUGGAAUGGGUCACAGAUACCGUUUACUAUGAGCCGUUGGGAGAUACCCAGGUGGAGAUUGAUAUCCGUGCUGUUGGUCUGAAUUUCCGCGAUUUGAUGAUCGCAAUGGGUGAGCACAUGGCGUAUAGUCUCGGCAAUGAAGCUGCCGGUGUUAUCACAAGGGUGGGCGCUGCUGUUGACAAGUUCAAACCCGGUGACCGUGUCGUGUAUCUGUGCGGUCUCGAGAGCACGGGAUGUUUCCACACGUUUGGACGAGUUGACCAGAAUGUGGUUGUCAAGAUCCCCGAUGACCUCAGCUACGAAAUAGCUGCGGGUCUGCCCUGUGUUUAUGCCACGGUAAUCUAUGGCCUGCAGGACGCCGCUAGGCUGUCGAAAGGCGAGACCAUUCUCAUCCAUGCUGCAGCCGGUGGCGUGGGACAAGCUGCGAUCCACUAUUCCAAGAUGGUUGGCGCUGAGAUAUAUGCGACUGUCUCGACGCCUGAGAAACGGAAGCUCUUGAUGACGGAAUAUGGAAUCCCUGAAGAUCACAUAUUCUCCAGUCGAGACCUUUCUUUUGCCAAGGGCAUCAUGAGAUGCACCAAGGGCAAAGGUGUCGAUGUGAUUCUGAACUCUCUCUCCGGAGAAGCCCUGCGACAAUCUUGGGAGUGUCUUGCACCCUUCGGCCGAUUCGUCGAGAUUGGCAAGAAAGAUGCACAGGCGCAUGGAAAAGUGGAAUUGACCCCGUUCCUGAGAAAUGUGACCAUGACGAGCGUGGAGUUGCCAACCAUGAUGCGCCACCGACCCCGGCUGAUUGCUCGACUGACAGAGGAUACCGUACGGCUGUACAGCGAAGGCAAAAUCAAGGAGGCCAAGCCCACGACGAUCAUGAACUAUUCACAAGUGGAAGAGGGGCUCCGUCUGCUGCAGUCCGGCAAAGGCAUGGGCAAGAUGAUCUUCGUUCCUGGGAAGGAUGAUAUGAUACCUGUUGUCCCAGAAAUCCCGCCUCCAUACCAAUUCCAAGAAGAUGCUUCCUACGUCAUGGCAGGAGGCUUCGGCGGACUGGGACGCAGCAUAGCGCGCUGGAUUGCCUCGCGAGGCGCCAGGCACCUGAUCUUCCUUUCGCGAUCUGGCCGGAUCACGGAAGCUGUGGAGGAGAUGGUCAAGGAUCUGGAAGAAAAGGGGUGUCGCGUUCGGAUCUUCACCUGUGAUGUGUCUGAUAAGGAUCGACUGAGAUCCGUCAUCGAUGAAUGUGCUGCAUCCAUGCCCCCGAUCAAAGGCUGCAUUCAAGGCGCCAUGACGCUGAAGGAUGGAAUGUUUGAGAACAUGUCCUACGAGGACUGGCAAACGGCCGUCAAGCCCAAAGUCCAAGGAUCCUGGAAUCUGCAUGAGAUUCUCCCUCGUGACAUGGACUUCUUCCUGAUGCUGUCGUCCGCGACGGGCAUCCUGGGCAACCGCAGCCAGGCCAACUACGCCGCGGGCAACACCUACCAAGACGCAUUGGCGCGGUAUCGAGUGUCGAAGGGCUUGCCAGCCGCCAGUGUCGAUCUCGGAAGCGUCUUGUCAGUCGGCUUCGUGGCCGAGAACCAGGAUUACGCGCGACAUACGACGGCGGUCCUCGAGGUCCUUCGUGAGGAUGAAAUCCAUGCCAUUGUCGAGUUCCUCAUCGACCCGCGGCAUGCGUCCGACGCAACUCGCCAGCUGAUCUUUGGUCUGACGACCGGGACGAUGUACCAUGAGCGCGGCGUACCACCGCCCUCAUACCUGGGCUACCCUCUGUUCACGCACCUGCGCAAGACGUCGGCCUCUCGCAGCCAGAACUCGGAGGAGAACCCGACGUACCUGGUGCAGGCGCUCCUCAGCGCGGCAUCCACGCUUGAGGAGGCCGUCAACGUGGUGUCCCAGGGGAUCCGGAACAAACUGGCCUCGCUGCUGGCGAUCCCCGUCAACAACAUCGACCCGGCUAAGUCCAUCAGCUCCAACGGCGUCGAUUCUCUCGUCGCCAUGGAAUUCCGCACCUGGCUGGUCAAGGACCUGGGCGCGGAUAUCCCGCUGCUGGACAUCAUGGGCACGAGCAGCAUCACGACACUCAGUCACAAGAUUGCAAGUGUGAGCAAGUUGGCGCAGUUCUCGACUGCCCCACCUAAGGCGGGCUGA